Molecule: messenger RNA, 3185 nt
Organism: Gadus chalcogrammus (walleye pollock)
Lineage: Eukaryota; Metazoa; Chordata; Actinopteri; Gadiformes; Gadidae
Product: ras-related protein Rab-35
Exons: 7
Coding region: 978-1607 (209 amino acids)
Biological process (GO): endocytic recycling
Cellular component (GO): plasma membrane; endosome membrane
Molecular function (GO): GTPase activity; GTP binding
Source: RefSeq, a predicted model, not a curated record
CACAGCGCGGCUCCGUCAGGUGUGGUCACACACACACACACACACACACACACAAGCCGACUGGAGAGGAGGUCACGCCUUCGGACUUUCCCGGAACAGCAUGACCGACCACCGGGUAGGGAAGCAACCGCUGUGAUGAUUGACCUCACCCGCCGGACCCACGGUUGAUCGAGUCUCCAGCCCCCCGGGAAACCUGGCCUGAACAAGAAAGUAAGGACCUAACCUUGGAAGAGAUUGUCCUUGUUCACCGAGGAGAGGAGGUCAAAGUGGAAACUGUCAUAAAACCUGAGAGUGGUUUUCUCUUUUGGACUUUUCGACUGGGGCCGGGAAUAUAAAUCCGAUAAGGGGCCUCUGUUUACCCACAGAGCUCACAGACAAAAUACUACACCGCUGUCAUCCGUAGCACGAGCUAGCCUCUGCUGCAUGCCAUGCCUCUUUUGACGUGUCCAUCAAGAAGACCCACUGCCCUCAAGAAACCUCCAUCUCAACGAAGGGAGACCCAGCUGUGAACGCACUCAGGGACGCACUCUGGGAUAUUACCGCUGGCUGAAACGUGGUGGAAGUGAGGCUGGGAAGGAGACGUAUGGACCCCACCCCCCCCACCCCCCUCCCAGGGUAAAUCAUCGUCAGCCACCUGCCUACAGGAAUUACCCACAAUGCUUCUGGCCUGUUCCUUUACCACACUGUGAAAGCAAAACUAGUGUGAAACGGUGAACUAACCAGGCUGGUUUGGACCAAAUCAUAGUUGUGGUGGGUGUGAGGACGAUAAUUACAAUACUGAAGGGGAAAUUGUCCAUGGUUUUCUGUUGGGGAAUAUAUCGGCUUUGUGGACGAAGACAUCUGGUGCUGUUCUGAACUGGACGUGUUGGACAGUGAGGAGCGAGGGGAGAAGAAGAAGAAUCACGGUCAUUUUGGCGUAUGGGCCAUCUGAGACCGCCUUCUGAGUGAACUGUGAAGCUUUCCAGGCCCCGGUCAAAAUGGCGGGAAAGGACUACAAUCAUCUGUUCAAACUGCUCAUCAUCGGAGACUCCAAUGUAGGUAAAAGCAGCCUUUUGCUCCGCUUCGCCGACAACUCCUUCUCUGGAAGCUACAUAACCACUAUCGGGGUGGACUUCAAGAUCCGCACGGUGGACAUCGACGGGGAGCGUGUCAAACUCCAAAUCUGGGACACGGCAGGCCAGGAACGAUUCCGCACCAUCACGUCAACCUACUACAGAAACACCCACGGGGUCAUCAUCGUGUACGACGUCACCAACCCCGAGUCCUUCGUCAACGUCAAGCGGUGGCUCAACGAGAUCACGCAGAACUGUGACAACGUCUCCAAGAUCCUGGUGGGAAACAAGAACGACGAUCCCACCCGGAAGCAAGUGGACACCAGCGACGCCAUGCAGUUCGGGGAGUCGGUGGGGGUCCCGGUGUUUGAGACCAGCGCCAAGGAGAACAUGAACGUGGAGGAGAUGUUCAUGGCCUUCACCCACAUGGUGCUGCGAGCCAAGAAGCAGAGCCAGAACCGGGCUGAGAGGGAGAGGGAGCGCGAGAGGGACCGCGUGGACAUCAGCGCCCACCGCGACCGCGACCGCAAGAGGAGGGGCAAGAAGUGCUGCUGAGGCCCCAGACCCCACCUCCACCUCCUCCUCCUCCACCUCCCUGUCCCUGCCCACCUGUGACCAACACGCUCGCACUCGCAUGGAGAGAGAGAGAGAUAGAGGAUUGGUUGUGCCUUAACGCGAGUCCGUCUAAAGAGUGGAUAAACAUUGGCGUCAAGCCUCUGGUGAAACGUCCGCUCCUCACAGUAGCUUUUUCUGAUUGGCUCACGAGGCCAGGCCCAAUGUAACGACCGGUACGGACACUCGUCUGGGAAACGGUGACUGCGAUGAGCUGUCCUGUGAUCGGUGUGAUUCCCGUAGCUAAGUCUGUUCCUGGGGGAUUUGACGGAGGAUGGACUACAGUGAUACAGGGUCAGUUUGCCAAAGCAACACGGAACACUAUUGGAUGAGUGACGGACAGUACAGACUCAAAAGGCCAGAGAGGGAACGGUUAUUGUUUCACCGCUGAUCGCCUGGGAAACCCAGUGGUGGAAGAGCCAGCGUGUCAACUUUGCACUGAGAGGAAUUGCAGAUGAAACGAUUGAAAAACCACUGCUGUGUGCCAACUUUUGUUUUUAAUAAUCGUAUUCUAACAGUAUGUGUUUGCUUGUUUUAUCUUCGGAAGGGAACUAGUGUGCUUGUUUCUCGUGACCAGAACGCUUACCUAAACGAGACGCACUCCAAUGGGCAUAGUCUUUUGUUUUUUAGCAUCUUAUAAGCCUUAAUUCUUUGUAAAACGUGGUCAGUGAUGCAGAGUUAGUCUUAACGGUUGACGCAAAAUGUGAUUAGAGUUGUCAUCUAAUGAUUUUUUUUAUGAAAAUGCCUAGCAAAUAACCAAUUAAAGCAAUAAAGUAAAUAAGUCAGUUUUGUCCCACUAUUUUAAGGAGAACUUUAUGGAUUUCCUUUAAUGGAUCGAGUUGGGAUAUCAUUCUUUCUUGAGAGGGCGAAUAAAAUGUAUUCAAUGCCUAAAGGUAAAACAUUCAAAAAGUGAAGUAGUUCAUUUGCGCUUCACUCAAUAUUUGAUGGCUAAUUAAUGCUGGGCAUUUUUAGUAUGGCAGAGGGGUUAAUCAUGAAUAUUCAUGUGGUUGCCUGGUAACCAGCAUGGUCAUUACAACACAUAACAUUCAAAGUGAUCAGAAAAUAGCUGUUUAAAAUCCAAGUACUUUAAUGAAACAAAGUUCACUAAUUGAUACAGACUCACAAAUUAACAAUCUAACUUGCAUGGCGGAUUGCAACCAAAUGUAAACGUGACUGCAAUAUGUCCAGAAUACAAUUAUUGAGUGAUGUUUCGCAUUACAUUGAGCCGUUGGGUUGCCAAUAUCGCAGGCAGGUAGUUUCCAUCGUGUUAAACAGGUGUGACGGCCGACCGCUUCAGCCACCCGCGUCAACAAUGAAAGCAGCAGGACAGAACUUCUUUUAAUGAGGAACCAUACAGACCAGACUCGUGCUUGUGAAACCGUCAGUAGGACUAAACCCGGUAUGGCGAGCAGCUUGUGGUCGUGUCUCUCUUGGUAUUUUUGGCAUCCAAAACUCCCAGUGGUGUCGGUUGUGGUGUCCAUCACACUAGUAGGUGUCUCACGCGACCCAGAGAGAUCGAGC